UAAAGAGGUCCAGCCAGGCCCGAUGUUGUCGCCCUCCACCGUACCCCUCCUUCUCAGUUUUGCGGCCGCCGCCGUCACCGGGGCGGCGGCUUUCCUCGCCCUACGGCGGUUCAGCCGGGAAGAGACCGUUGCUUCGCUUCGCCAAGACGUCCGCGACGCCGUCCUGCUCCUCCGGGAACCCCCGACGGUCCUCGUCACGGGUUUCCGGGCCCACGGCAAGAGCUCAUUCAUCAACACGGCGUGCCGAGCCCUCGCUGCCGAGGCCGGGCCGAUGCUCCUCCGGGCGGAGACCUCCCCGCCGGUAACCCACAGCGCCACCUUCGACCGCUGCGUCAUCCGGGCGGCGGUUGCGGGUGGCGGCAGCGAGGACGAGAAGGAAGAAGGGGAGGCAACGUGUGCACAGGUGGCAUUGGUGGACGCGCCUGCCCUACCCGAGCCAGGACAGCUGACGAGGGCUGACGUGGAGGAGGCGCUGUCCGGGGUGCCACCGCCUGAAUGCGUGGCCUUGGUGCUCCGCUGCGGUGGGCCGGCGAAAGACCGACACGCGGCUGUAAAAAAACUGGCUGACGUUACCACCGCCAUCCGCCAACGAGGCUUGCAGUUUGUGGUUGUAUUGACACACAAGAAGCGGAUAAAGAGCAUGAGGAAAGCGGAGGAGCUACGGCGGGAGAUCGCCUUCAGAGCUCGGACCGAUUGCGUAUACCUCAUCGAGAACUACACAGCCGGUAACAUGCUCAAUAUCCGACGCCCUUGGGCUACCAAGAACAACCUCGAGACACAUUACACAGUGCUAAUGAUAGUAAGGCAGUGCGUGGAGUUCGCCAAGUUGCGCCGGAGCCAUUCGGUGGUUCGGGCAACAAACGGUGGCGGUGGCGGUGGCGGCAGCACUAGGCUGCUCCACUGUUGAUGGUUUUUGGCCUUAGUGGUGAGUCAGAAAUUUUUUUUCUCUUCUUUUUUCUAACUUUAUUUAAUAUAUUUUAAAUAAUUGAGACUUUAUUAUUGUAUUAACUAACUUCACAUAGAACCUAGUAAAGAAUA
This is a messenger RNA of Musa acuminata subsp. malaccensis (wild Malaysian banana), 1038 nucleotides long. RefSeq lists its product as uncharacterized. The record is from RefSeq and is a predicted model, not a curated record. NCBI's taxonomy places the organism in Eukaryota, Viridiplantae, Streptophyta, Magnoliopsida, Zingiberales, Musaceae.